Mercenaria mercenaria is the source of this 856-nucleotide messenger RNA. RefSeq lists its product as uncharacterized. The record is from RefSeq and is a predicted model, not a curated record. Lineage: Eukaryota; Metazoa; Mollusca; Bivalvia; Venerida; Veneridae. The transcript has 2 exons. The coding region runs from base 196 to 654 and encodes 152 amino acids.
GAAUUAAUGUUACAUUUUUACAUAAAUGUUUAUGCUUUACAGUUGGCGUUUGCAAUGUGGCUUCUUCUCGGCGAUAUAUGACCAUUUUGUGUCGAUUCGCCGUAAAACCCAACUCACUUCAAGAAUUAAUGUGUCUUACCUUAAUGAAACACAGAUAAUAAAAAGCACCUGUUAAACACCCUUUAUUUCAGGAACAUGCUACAGAAACGUGGUGAGAUGGCACAGAUGAAAGCCCAACGCAAGGAGAACCAGCUUACCAAGCUUCUACUGACCGUGACCUUCACCUUUCUACUUCUCAUUGCACUGCAAUGUAUCACCCAGUGUUUCUUCAUGCUUCAACCGGAGUUUUCAGACACAAAGGUGGUCAGUGAGUCAUAUGCCAUUGCCAAGCUUGGCAUUGUCAUCAACUCAUCAGUCAAUGUAUUUCUGUACUGCGUGUCUGGAAAGAGGUUCCGCCGGGAAAUGCGUCUCUUUCUCUACAGCAUCAUGGGUUGCAAGUUCAUGGUUCCACUCCCGGAUGCCAGCGACAUAUCCUCAAUGGGCAGACGCAACACAAGCAGUCUGAGUGAAGCUGGGAGCCAGAAUGGCAGUCAAUCCAGUCUGCCAACAAUCUUCAGGAGGAUGGACACACCUCUAGAGAAACUAGCGGAAUAGUUACACCUCUGAGUGUAAAAUUAUGAAGUAAACAUUAAACAACUUCUACUGUAGAUUACAAACCUCCAAUCUGCAAACAUAUUACAGAUCCUUGUAAAACAAAAUUUAUAUAGUUAAAGAUGUCUCAUUAAACUCUACCAAACUGAAUCAACUGAACAAAAUUAACCCUUAGCCUGCUAAAUUUCAAAAAUGGACUGGUCAA